ACUCCCAGACAAUACAGCCAAGCACUAAAUAAGAGUAACAGAGUUCACCUUUACUGUGCAUUUCUGGACUAUAGCAAUGGAACUGGUGUUUGGUCUAAUGAAGGUUGUGUGCGUGAGAGUGGGGACCUCAACUACUCAGUGUGUCUUUGUAACCACCUCACUAACUUCGCCAUUCUGAUGCAAGUGGUGCCUCUGAAGCUAACAAGAGAACACCAGGUGGCCCUCUCCUCCAUCACUUACAUUGGCUGCGCUCUGUCCAUCUUCUGCUUGGCGAUCACGCUGGUCACGUUUGCUGUAUUGUCGUCUGUCAGCACCAUCCGCAACCAGCGCUACCAUAUCCAUGCCAAUCUGUCCUUCGCUGUCUUGGUGGCUCAGAUCCUGCUUCUCACCAGCUUUCAGUUCAGCCCCGGAACGGUACCUUGCAAGAUCUUGGCCAUUCUGCUUCAUUUUUUCUUCCUGAGUGCUUUUGCAUGGAUGCUGGUAGAAGGAUUUCAUCUUUACAGUAUGGUAAUCAAAGUAUUUGGGUCAGAAGAGAGCAAGCACUUAUAUUAUUACGGAAUUGGAUGGGGCUGCCCACUGGUGAUUUGUGUAAUUUCUGCAACAUCAUCUCUGGACAGCUAUGGAGAAAGUGGCAACUGCUGGCUUUCACUAGAGAAUGGAGCAAUCUGGGCUUUUGUGGCACCUGCAUUGUUCGUAAUUCUGGUCAAUAUCGGGAUUCUCAUCGCUGUCACAAGAGUUAUCUCAAGAAUCAGUGCAGACAACUAUAAGGUGCACGGAGAUGCCAAUGCCUUCAAACUAACAGCUAAAGCCGUUGCUGUUCUCUUACCAAUCUUGGGAAGCUCAUGGAUCUUUGGGAUUUUGUCUGUCAAUGCCCAUGCAUUAGUAUUUCAGUAUAUAUUUGCUGUUUUCAAUUCACUACAGGGAUUUUUCAUGUUCCUGUUUCACUGUCUUCUGAAUUCAGAGGUUAGAGCUGCCUUUAAGCACAAAACCAAGGUCUGGUCCCUUACCAGUAGUUCAACUCGCAACAUCAACGUGAAACCCUUCAAUUCAGACAUUAUGACUGGGAACAGGCCAGGCACAACCCCCACAAAGCUGAACACCUGGGAUAAAAGCACCAACUCAGCCAACCGCGUUGAUUUAUCAGCAGUCUGACAGUAACACCAGCUUCCCAGUGAAAAUCAAGCCAUACAUUCAGGACCGCUGACACAGUGUCCACCAGUUGUUUUUCUCACUGUUAAUAGCAGUAGGAAACUGCUUUUUAAUCACUGCCUAAUAAAUUGGGAAUUGCCAUAUUGUUUUGCUGAGUAAAUAGCCCUCAGCUGCUUGCCUUCCAAACACGUUCUACACUUGGCUAUUAGCAGUAUCUGUAAAAAUAACUAGCACAAAUAUACACUGGAUGGUUUUGUCAGCAAUGAGGAAAACACUAGGUAUGCAAAAAGGACUUUGCUAUCUGAAUCAUUCCAGCUCCCAGAACUGAGGAAAGGCAACAUACCUCUGGAAGGAUGGAUUUUUAUACUCUAAAAUGAAAUGCUUCCCAUUGUGAUGUUGUAAUGGGGCUAUUCCAGUCUUGCUGUGCACUAUCCGUUUACAUUCAUUACCUUACAGAAUCCAAUUAUUGAAGUGAAACUUAUUCAAAA
Messenger RNA from Apaloderma vittatum (bar-tailed trogon), 1637 nucleotides. Its product is annotated as probable G-protein coupled receptor 133. The transcript has 12 exons. Gene Ontology annotation, molecular function: G protein-coupled receptor activity. Gene Ontology annotation, cellular component: membrane. Gene Ontology annotation, biological process: cell surface receptor signaling pathway; adenylate cyclase-activating G protein-coupled receptor signaling pathway. The annotation marks the transcript as partial. The record is from RefSeq and is a predicted model, not a curated record. NCBI's taxonomy places the organism in Eukaryota, Metazoa, Chordata, Aves, Trogoniformes, Trogonidae.